This is a messenger RNA of Suillus discolor, 609 nucleotides long. Its product is annotated as SGS-domain-containing protein. Gene Ontology annotation, molecular function: protein-folding chaperone binding. The coding region runs from base 1 to 609 and encodes 202 amino acids. The record is from RefSeq and is a predicted model, not a curated record. Gene Ontology annotation, biological process: protein stabilization. NCBI's taxonomy places the organism in Eukaryota, Fungi, Basidiomycota, Agaricomycetes, Boletales, Suillaceae. The transcript has 4 exons.
AUGGCAUCCUUAAGACACGAAUUCUAUGAGACAGACGAAAAACUGACGAUCUCCAUCUUUGACCGAGGGGCUGAUCCUGCACAGGUAUCCCUUACGUUUGAGCCAAACAAGGUUAGCUAUGCAAAUGGCGAGAAGACGCUAUCCUUAGAGCCGUUGAAAGGACGGAUUGAUCCAGAGAGGUGCGAUUUCACGGUCGGCAAAGUCAAGGUCGAAAUUCGCCUUGUGAAAAUGGCUCAAGGCCGCUGGGGAGGUAUCACUGGUGACGCUCCUGAUCCUCUCCAGACUGCCCCUAUUGUACCAGCUACUUCUCCGGCAGUGGCUGAGGCAAGGGCUAAGCCCAAGAAGAACUGGGAGGAACUUACCACCAAAAUUCUCUCAUCUGAAAAGGAGGCAACCACAGACGAGGACCCCAACGUUGGCGGUGACAGUACGGUCAACUCCUUCUUUCAAAAGAUCUUCGGAGAUGCAGAUGAUGACGCCAAACGCGCAAUGAUGAAAAGCUUCCAGGAGAGUGGAGGAACUACCCUUAGCACAAACUGGGAGGAAGUGAGCAAGGGUAACGUCGAAGUGAAGCCUCCGGCAGGUAGUGAGUGGAAGAAGUGGAAUUGA